Messenger RNA from Rhincodon typus (whale shark), 3607 nucleotides. RefSeq names its product VPS35 endosomal protein sorting factor like (gene vps35l). Lineage: Eukaryota; Metazoa; Chordata; Chondrichthyes; Orectolobiformes; Rhincodontidae. The record is from RefSeq and is a predicted model, not a curated record. Bases 203 to 2131 code for a protein of 642 amino acids. The transcript is spliced from 20 exons. Gene Ontology annotation, biological process: endocytic recycling. Gene Ontology annotation, cellular component: endosome.
CUCUUUAUUGUAUUUUAAAUACUUCCAAGCCACAAUCUUGUGUAAGACUAAAUUGUCAGACAAGUUUGGAGGUAUAUGCUGAGGUUUUUCAAAUAAUUUGGUUUGAAUGUCUAUGUAAGAUGAAGGUGAAUACAUCCUUAAAGUGUGAUAUGCAAUUUUUUUUAAAAGUGGGAUCUCUGAGACUCUCCCUCGGUUGACCUCUAUGAUAAGAGGGAUUGGUGAUCCAUUGGUUGCUGUCUAUGCUAGAGCAUAUCUUUGCAAGGUUGGAAUGGAAGUGGCACCACAUUUGAAAGACAACUUGAAUAAGAAUUUUUUUGAUUUCCUCUCCACAUUUAAACAAAUUCAUGGCGAAACAGUUCAGAACCAGCUUGCUGUGCAGCGGGUAGAAAUCCCCGUCUACCUUACGCUAUAUUCUCCUGCUAUAGACUGGAUUCUUCAAUGCAUUGCAUACAGAGCACCAGAGACUUUACUUACAGAAAUGAUGGACAGGUGCAAGACUCUUGGAAACAAUGCUUUGCUGUUGAACUCCGUAAUGUCAGCAUUUAGACCGGAAUUCAUUGCAGCAAGAUCUAUGGAUUUCAUUGGCAUGAUAAAGGACUGUGAAGAGUCUGGUUUUCCCAAGCAUCUUCUUUUCCAAUCCUUGGGGUUAAACUUGGCUUUGGCUGAUCCCCCUGAGAAUGACAGACUGCAAAUUCUUAAUGAAGCUUGGAAGGUUAUUACCAAACUUAAGAGUCCACAGGAUUAUGUUAACUGUGCUGAGGUUUGGAUAGAGUACACAUGCAAGCAUUUCACAAAACGGGAAGUUAAUACUGUGUUAUCGGAUGUCAUUAAGCAUUUAACUCCAGAUCGAGCUUUUGAAGAUGCUUACCCACAGCUUCAAUCAAUCAUAGCAAAAGUACUAGAUCAGUUUCAUGACUUUGCAGUUUUAUUUUCAAUGGAGAAGUUCCUCCCUUUCCUGGAUAUGUUCCAAAAAGAGUGUGUCAAAGUGGAGGUCUGCAAAUCCAUUAUGAACGUUUUUAUUAGGCAACAGCAAGAAUUGACCCGUGACCCUGUCAUUCUUAAUGCUCUGAUGCAUAUUUGCAAGACAAUGCAUGAUUCUGUCAAUGCUUUAACGUUGGAAGAUGAAAAACGGAGUUUGGCCAUUCUCAUCAGUGGAUUUAUCAGAAUGGUUUCAUUUGGUCGUGACUUUGAGCAGCAGCUAAGCUUUUAUGUGGAAGCCCGAUCAACCUUCUGCAACUUGGAGCCUGUCCUCAUCCAGUUGAUCCACAGUGUGAAUCAGCUUGCAAUGGAAACAAAGAAAGUGAUGAAAGGCAAUCAUUCCAGAAAGACAGCAGCAUUUGUACGGGCUUGUGCUGCAUAUUGUUUCAUUACAAUUCCAUCGCUGACAAGUAUCUUCGCACGUCUUAAUCUCUACCUGCUCUCGGGUCAAAUAGCUCUUGCAAACCAGUGCCUUUCACAAGCUGAUGCCUUCUUUAAAGCAGCAAUCAGCCUUGUUGCGGAAGUACCAAAAAUGAUAAACAUCGAUGGGAAGAUGAGAACUUCAGAAGGAUUUCUUCUUGAAUUCCUUAAUAACUUCUUUUCCACAUUGUUGAUGGUGCCUGAUCAUCCAGAGCAAGGAGUCUUGUAUUUGGUGAGAGGCCUUUUGAAUGUGAUCCAGGACUACAUUUGGGAAGAUCAUUCUGAUUCAAAAGUACGAAUCUACAUAAACGUUUUGCAUUUGUUGGCUGCAGCAAGUCAAGAAACUUAUCUUUAUCAUGUGGAUAAAGUUGAUUCCAAUGAUAACCUCUAUGGCAGUGACCCCAAAUUCUUGGCUGAAAUUAAUAAACUUGCUGAAACUCUGAUUGGACAAAUCUUGGACCAUCUCAAGACUCUUGGAAAAGAUGAGACUUUGAAACGACAAAGUGCCUUGGCAUUAUCCUUGUUUAACAGCAUACUCGCCCAUGGAGACCUGCAAAACCAUAAACUUAAUCAGCUGACAAUAAAUUUGUGGAAUCUUGCCCAAAAACAUGGGUUUGCUGACACCAAAAUCAUGGUGAGAACAUUAGAACACAUCAAACGUCAAAGCAAACAGCCGAACAUGAGUCAUUUUGCAGAUUUAACAGUAAGGCUCCCACUUCAGUCACGGACCUAAAUACUGUCGCUCGUUUGCACAAAAGCACGACUGCCAAUUGAGAAGUGAUGUCUGCCUUUCAAAAUGGAAAAUCACUAAAAUAUACCAAGUUCAUAACUUUACCAAGCGAUACUUUACUGCAAGUGGCUAAAGUUUUAAAAAAAAUGCAUCUAAGUUUAGAAUAGCAAGUGCUAUAUACUAACUCGAGGAGCUUCGUCAGUUUUCCAUAUGAAAGCAGAUGGAGAAUUUAUUUUCAGAAAGACUAGAUGGAAGUUGGACCAUUCAGUACAGGAGAAAAUAGUUACUAGUUUUGGUGAUAGCUGUGUACUUUCUAUUGAUGAAGAUCAGAGCAGCACUGAGCAAUUUGUACUAGAUCAGGUGCAGGAGAAAAAACAGGAACAACAAAAAUCAAGAGAUUUGGAGAGAAAUUAAGCAUUGAAUUAAUACUGCUUCAUUCCAAAUUUUAGAUAUCAGAGACCAUAAUUAAUUAGCACUUGUAAUACCUUGAAGUUAAUAUUGAAGUCCUCUAAACCAAGGUAUAUUCACUAAGAAGCAGAAUACUGACAGUGGAAAUAGUAACUCAGCUCUCUGAAAUCUAUCAUGAUUCAGUUCAUUAUAUUAUGUACAGUAAUUGUAUCCAAUACCUGUAGAAUAAAUUUGAAUAAUUGGCCCACUUAAUACAUAGGUAAUUUUUUUUGGUUCUGUAGCUCAAAUUUCAAGCUAGUAAUUUGACAGCAAUUUGUCGCAUCAGUUCAGCUAAUUAGAAAUAGAAUUUUUAAAGUUUUCUGCAAGUUCAUCUUCAUAUUUUUCUACUCUCUCAAAUAUCUGUGAUUAGAAAAUAAGAUUAGCAUAAAUGUUGAAUAAUUGAUCAUCUGCAAGGUAUGGAAAAACUGGUUUAUUUGGUCUUUGUUUCCUGUCUCAGCUGAGAAGUGGUGAACUUCCCUUGAAAUCAUUCAGUUUAUGUGCUUCUGCAUGGGCAUGCCAAAAAGGUAUAAUUACUUGAGUUUGUGAAUUGUCUUUAUGCUUAGGGUAUUCAUUAAUUUAAGAGAUUUUGGAGGAAGAUUUUCUUUUUGAAAAUUUUAUACACCGACUUGCACUGUUCCCAGUUUUCAUGAAAUUGUAUGUCCUUCCUCCUGUCAAUUAGGGGAUAUUUAAGAAUAUUUCCAAUUGUGCAUAAACUUGAAAUGAUUUUCAUAUUCCUUUGUUUGGCAUGUUUAUGGUUAAUGGCACUUUUUGGAAAAUAUUUAACUCCCUUGAGCAAUUAUUUGUGUUUUCUAAAACAAAAUUGAUGCUUUAAAAUUAAAUUGUAAAUGAAGGAUGAUGCCUUCUAUUUGUGCUAAUAGAAGCAAAUUGGUACGUGCAGCUCUCAUAUGUGCUGAUAAAUUCAGUGAUGUAAACACAUGACCAAUAUUACACAAGAGCAUGCUGUGUUUAGCUUAUUGUGAAAUGACACCCGUUCUGUACAAACAAAGAAAACUUUAUUACAUUUUGACUGCA